AUGUCUCGAGCCACGAUUGGAGCUGGCGGUGACGUUGAUGGCGAUGAAACCCUUUUCCUGGAAAAGAUUGCUCUGAAGGGGCUCCUUAUCUUACGGACAUGUAUCAAAAUGGCCUUUUAUCCUGCGCACAGCUUCAAGUAUCAACAUGCCCAGGAUAAAGAAGAAAAGAGUCAAUCUAUUGAAUUGAUCAAGUCUCAGCUACUGACUCACGACUUCGUAGCGCAGGUCAUGGAACUGGUUAUAACUCGGUUCUUUGUCAUUCAUGCAAGUGACCUUCAACAAUGGGAGGAAGAUCCCGAAGAGUGGGAGAAGCGCGAGGAUGAGAUUGCAGAUGCAUACGACUUCUCCAUCCGUGCUUGCUCCGAAAAAGUAUAUCUUGAUCUCCUCAUCCACUUCAAGGAGCUUCUUGUCCCCAAACUACUACAAGUGUUCUAUUCCUAUGCCAACCCCCAGAAUCAGGAAGUUUUCUUGAAAGAUUCUCUUUAUUCCGCUAUCGGCCUUGGUGCUGCAAUAUUGGAGAAGGAGAUUGAUUUUAAUGCAUUUUUAUCAUCAACCCUUAUCCCAGAGGUCCAAAUUCAACAACCAGGGUAUAAUAUACUUAGACGAAGAAUAGCAAUACUGCUCGGCCAAUGGGUGCCCGUGAAAUCCGACGAAUUAGAUGUGUCGUCGAUUUACCAAAUUUUUCAACAUUUACUGAACAAGAACGAUCCUGCUAAUGACCAAGUUGUUCGCGUAACUGCUGGUCGCCAAUUGAAAAAUGUUUUAGAGCCAUUUGAUUUCAGCGUUGACCGGUUCUUGCCCUAUGCGGCUACCACACUUCAGAGCCUCAUGGAUCUAAUCAGCGAAGUAAGUCUAUCGGAGACGAAAAUGGCACUUCUUGGGACGGUUCGCGUUGCUAUAGUGAAAAUGGAAGACCAGAUUGCGCCAUAUGCGGACCAGAUUAUCUCCCUAUUACCACCAUUGUGGGAACAAUCAAACGAAGAAUAUCUCAUGAAGCAAGCGAUCCUCACUUUGCUUUCUUCCUUAAUUCAUUCCAUGAAACAAGAGUCCAUCCGAUACCAUCCGAUAAUUAUUCCUCUCAUCCAAAAAUCCGUAGUUCCAGGAUCGGAGGCAUUAGUUUAUCUGUUAGAGGAAGCCCUGGACCUCUGGUCUGCCGUCCUCAUGCAAGCUCCAUCUCCAGCCUCGCCUGAACUUCUCCAGCUUUUACCGUCUCUCUUCCCUGUUUUUGACAUUGGCACCGAAAGUAUCUGUCAAACUCUAGAAGUCACCGAAUCCUAUAUUCUGCUUGCUCCUCAAGAAAUUCUCAACGAUCAUACCCGUUUCCAGUUACUCGUCUCAUUGGAGGCCCUCCUUAAUGCGACUUCACGACAGCGUAUUGGAGUGGUUCCACGUCUUGCUGAACUACUAAUCCGAGCAGUAGAGUUUGUCGAUCCUGGAAACGAACAAGCUUAUUCGAUCGUCGCCAAAUCUCUUCUAGACUCUUCAUUCCUUCUCACACUUCUUUCUGGUCUCCGUGAAACCUACGAAGCCCACCUCACUACCGGACCAAAUAAAAAGUACCCUGAGGUCCAGGGCGUUGUGGAAACAGACUAUUUCUCUGUCCUUGCGAGGAUUGCCCUAUCUAGCCCCAAAAUAUUCCUGACAUCCGUUGUAUCUGCUAUGGGCCAUUCAUCCGAAGAAGAAUCAGUCAACUGGAUAUUAACAGAGUGGUUUUCUCAUUUUGAUAACGUGGGUGAUAUUAAUCGCAAGAAGCUACACGGGUUGGCGUUAACGCACCUCCUCUCCAUCAACGGCCCGUCAACACCACCCCCAGGCUACCUUCUUAACCAUCUACAAUCUUAUCUUGUCGUGUGGACCGACCUCAUUAGAGAACUAGCUGAGGGUACCGAUUAUGAUCCUAGUGAUCCCCGGGGCGGCGAUUACCUCAUUGUCUGGAACACAAACGCGGCAGGAGGUGAAACCGAUGGGAAAUAUCAUAACAACGAGCCGCCAGAAACCACCCGUCGACGUGCCUGGAGUAAUGCGGACCCCGUGCACAAGAUCAAUUUCCGCCAUUUCGUCACAGAGAAUCUGCGGGGAGUUGUUGGCGCGUGCGGUGGGAUUGUUAAGUUUAGAGAUGAGUGGUUGAUCAAUGUUGAUCAGGAUGUUGUAAAUGGCUUUGGGGAGUUGGGGGUGUUGUAG
Molecule: messenger RNA, 2181 nt
Organism: Histoplasma mississippiense
Lineage: Eukaryota; Fungi; Ascomycota; Eurotiomycetes; Onygenales; Ajellomycetaceae
Exons: 4
Coding region: 1-2181 (726 amino acids)
Biological process (GO): protein import into nucleus
Cellular component (GO): cytosol; nuclear envelope
Source: RefSeq, a predicted model, not a curated record